Messenger RNA from Drosophila teissieri, 831 nucleotides. RefSeq names its product phenoloxidase-activating enzyme 1-like. Gene Ontology annotation, molecular function: serine-type endopeptidase activity. Lineage: Eukaryota; Metazoa; Arthropoda; Insecta; Diptera; Drosophilidae. Gene Ontology annotation, biological process: proteolysis. The record is from RefSeq and is a predicted model, not a curated record. The coding region runs from base 1 to 831 and encodes 276 amino acids. The transcript has 4 exons.
AUGAAGAUCUUCACAGCUGAAAUAGCGCUACUAGCGUGUCUAGUCCUUGGGGCAAGGAAAGGAUCCAGCAGCCUGCUAACGGAGGAUUGCGGCAUCACCAAGCACCCAUCGAGAGUUCGGCGGGUAGUUGGAGGUGAAGAUGCCGACAGGCUCGCCAAUCCCUGGAUGGCCUUGGUGCUCGGUCAAGGAGAAUCCAUCUGUGCCGGUUCGCUCAUCACCCACCUUUUUGUGCUGACUUCAGCGACUUGCGUCACAUCGUCGCCCAAACAAGUGGUCUUGGGCGAACACGACAGAAACUGCACUUCUGCGGAUUGCAUGUCCAGUCGCCAAGUGAUUGACGUCGACUCCCGGUUUAUUCAUGAUCAAUUCCGUAUGACUAGCGUAAACAAAAAAUAUGAUAUUGGUCUUAUUCGGUUGGCAAGGGAGGUGUUGACCUCAGACUAUGUCAGGCCGAUUUGCCUGUCCGUUGAUCUUCGAGUGGGACGUUUUGCUCGAUUCUACACUGCCACCGGUUGGGGCAGAACCUAUUUAAGCGACACAAUCAAGAUUCUGCAGAAAGUCACUCUGAGGAAGAUCGGUAGAACGUCUUGCACGGACAGGUUAGGGAUUAAACUCGAUGCAUCCCAGAUAUGCGUUGGCGGUUUCGGCAGGGGCCCUUGUUCUGGGGAUUCUGGAGCCCCUUUGACCGUGGGUGGUGGAAAAUCUCGGAAUUUCCUGGUCGGCAUUGCCAGCAUGGGCACUUCAUCUUGCAGUACAGUCGUCGUUUACACAAAUGUCGAGCACUAUAUGGACUGGAUUGUAAAUACUAUUCACGAAAGCAAUAUGCUUUAA